Messenger RNA from Lachancea lanzarotensis, 2070 nucleotides. It is a transcript of the gene CLF1, whose product is annotated as LALA0S07e05160g1_1. Gene Ontology annotation, molecular function: protein binding. Bases 1 to 2070 code for a protein of 689 amino acids. The record is from RefSeq and is a predicted model, not a curated record. NCBI's taxonomy places the organism in Eukaryota, Fungi, Ascomycota, Saccharomycetes, Saccharomycetales, Saccharomycetaceae. Gene Ontology annotation, biological process: mRNA splicing, via spliceosome; spliceosomal complex assembly. The transcript has a single exon. Gene Ontology annotation, cellular component: precatalytic spliceosome; post-mRNA release spliceosomal complex; U2-type catalytic step 2 spliceosome.
AUGGAUUUUGAUCAAGUAAAUGCAGUUGCUAGCCCAGAGCCUCACCAAAUAGCUCACCAGGAUGUUCUGCGAGAUACUACACAGCGUAAACAAGUAACCAAGCCCACUGCACAAGUGGAAAUACUCGAUUUGGAAGAAUUGAAGGACUACCAAGGACGCAAGAGAACCGAGUUUGAAAAUGUACUAAAAGUGAAAAGACUAGAUGUCAAACAGUGGAUCCGAUACGCUCAAUUUGAGGUUCAGCAGCAUGAUCUGCGAAGGGCCCGAUCUGUGUUUGAAAGGGCUCUUUUGGUGAACAAUAGCUAUGUGCCCUUAUGGCUGAGGUACAUCGACUGUGAAUUAAAGGCCAAAAACGUAAACCAUUCUAGAAACUUGCUGGAACGAGCUACAAACCUACUUCCUCGCAUUGACAAGCUGUGGCUGAAAUAUGUGAUAGUAGAGGAGUCUUUGGGCAAUAUCGUCCUAGUACGAAGACUGUUCAGUAAAUGGUGCUCUUUACAACCGGGCAAAAAUGCGUUCGACGCCUUUGUCGAUUUUGAAAUCCGGUACCUCGAAUUUGAUAACGCACGCAGAGUUUAUGGUCAGUACGUUUUGGUGUACCCAGGCGUCGAAACAUGGCUCAAAUGGGUAAAGUUUGAGAAGAAGCAUGGAACAACCAACACUAUACGUCAAGCGUACUCUCUAGCAUUAGACACACUGGCGUUGUAUCCAGCAACUUCGGAUCAGGACAUCGCCAGCAUUAUUGGUGCUUUUGCGGAAUGGGAGGCCAGUCAACAGGAAAAGGAGCGUGCAACUACACUGUAUCACUUGGCACUCGAAAAAUGGCCCAAAAACGAGUUUCUGAUCUCAGGACGAGUGACCUUUGAAAAAAUGUACAAUAUGAGCUCUAAUCUUGACGAGUCUAUUGCUGAAAAGCGAAGAAGAGAAUAUAAAGCUGCCCUUGUCAGGAACUCUAGAGAUUACGAUCUAUGGUGGCUUUACCUCGAUUUACUCACAGAGCAUUAUCCUAACGAACUGGCUGAAGAGCUGGAAAAGUCUAUAUUGGGGAAUGCUCCUGAGGAUCAAGAUAAAAGCCUUGGCUGGCGCAGGUACGUGUAUCUAUGGAUUCGGGUGCUGACCUACUUCGAACUACAAUUGGGCAAUAUAACGAAAACUCGAGAUCUGUUUAAUAGACUAACGAAGGAAGUCUUACCGAACAAGCAGUUCACGUUCGCUAAAAUUUGGACUAUGUAUGCCAAAUUUGAGCUACGACAGGGAAACCUAACGACUGCACGGAAACUUUUAGGGAGUGCGCUAGGAAUAUGCCCGAAAAGAAAGCUUUACAAAGAUUACAUUGGACUCGAAAUCCAGUUGAAAGAUUUCGAUCGCGUUAGGAAAAUAUAUGAACAGUUCAUUGCUUAUGAUCCUUUGCUCAUUACGACGUGGUUUGACUACGCUGAACUCGAAGAGAAUUUAGGUGAUGAAGAACGAGCUCGAGCUAUCUACCAUUUGGCUGCAUCAAGCGAUAUUGGUCUCGAUGCUGAGAAACGUUAUGAAGUAAUGAAGAGACUAAUUGAAUAUGAGUCUGGAGAGGGUGAAUAUGGAAGGGCCUUGAGCGCCUACAAAGAGCUAUUAGAAAUGAGCUCAUACGACCCACAUGUCUGGAUAGAAAUGGCUCUCUACCAUAGCUCUAUACCCACCGAAGAGCAACUUGCUGAGGGCUCAGAGUCUUCCUCGUCAUUCGACCCAGGAAGCGGGUUAGAAGUCACGGAUGAACACAAGCUAAAUACGAGGCAAACUUUUGAGGACGCACUUAAACAUUAUGCAAACAGCAAUCAAAAGCGGGAAAGAGAGUCUGUGUUGAGAGCUUUGAGUGACUAUGAGAAUGUACACGGCACUUUCGAUACACAACGGAAAGUUAAAGAACGACUACCGCUGUUGAAGUAUAAAACGAAAUCUGAAGGCGGCGUUGAAGUUGAGUACGCUGAUUUGGAAUUUCCCGAGGACACGAACAAGCCUGCGGAUUCGGACAAAAGAUCGAAGCUCUUGGCCAUGGCACAAAAGUGGCAAAAGAAGAAGAAGCCUGUAUAG